Molecule: messenger RNA, 2052 nt
Organism: Didymosphaeria variabile
Lineage: Eukaryota; Fungi; Ascomycota; Dothideomycetes; Pleosporales; Didymosphaeriaceae
Exons: 3
Coding region: 1-2052 (683 amino acids)
Biological process (GO): regulation of transcription by RNA polymerase II
Cellular component (GO): nucleus
Molecular function (GO): DNA-binding transcription factor activity, RNA polymerase II-specific; RNA polymerase II transcription regulatory region sequence-specific DNA binding
Source: RefSeq, a predicted model, not a curated record
AUGACCAUGUCGCCCUCGACCCCGAGCAUACGUAUUUCUGGCUCCUCGCUGCACCGCUACCCGCUCCCCCACCACCACCGUCCCUCCUAUCCGAGCCCUCCAGGAGCCAUGGCCAUUCCUCGGGCGCGGCAAGAUGUGCCGCCUCCGUUGCCGCCGCCGCGUUACAUUGGCGAGGAGCUGCGCGAGAGCGGUGUGGAUCCAGGCUGGACAUGGGGCAACAACACAAACUAUUCGAGGGACACUGCCUUCAAGGGAAACCGACAUGGCGCCAUCAAGCCGGGCUCGAGUCUGCUGAGUGGAGCUGGCAGUGAUGUCGCGUCCUCGCACGAGCAUCCGGCAGAACACCUUUUUGCUGCAAGGGAGUCGCCUAGCGACCGAUCUUUUGACGACGCGGACAGCUUGGAGCAGAGUGACGAGGACUACGGCGGGAAACCUCGGCAGAGACCCUCGAACCAUAGGUUCACUAGCGAGCGACAGCUGGGACAAGGACUUCUCGAAACAUCGUCUCACGCUUACGACAAGCAGCUCCUGUCCAAGAUAGGCGGCCCCAACACUCCCACGAGGACCACGGCGCCCUCGCUCCCAGCCACCUCUCAAGAACCUGCACCUAAUGCGCACACCUCCUUCAACAAGCUGAACGGCCGACUGAAACCUCUCUCGGUGCCCGAUCGCCUGCAACAAACGUCGCUCGAAUCGCCCGUGUCCCGGUGGCCUCCUUCAGGUGCCGUGUCACCUGGCUUUUCCGGCUUCCGCAGCCCUGUGUUCGACUCUGGCUCCGCGGACGCUCAUCAGCGGAGAUUCGGCAGCAUAUCGACGCCCGGGCUGGACGACACUAGCUCCGUGCACCGCGGCAGUUACGACCAUAGCAUGUUUACGGAAUCCGAAUUUGGCGUGGAAGAGAACGGCAUGCGGGAUUUGAACAUCAACGAUCGCAGCCCUGCAGGGUCCGACGAAUAUCACCAGGGGCUAAAAGGCGGUCUAAAGCGACGCGCUUCGUCCCCUCCCUCGGAAGCUGCGCGUGAGGAUCGGCCCACAGCUGGUGGCAACACUGACUUGUAUCACCGCCGUUCUGCACAAAUGCUCGUCAGCCGCAAUGCGCCGCCUACAACGAACACAGCACGUUACCCGACGAUUUCUCACGGGUCACAAAAUCAAGGGUCGCUGUCCUCCGUGUCAAGUCUCGGUCAACGCACGGCUUCGUUCGCUUCUUCCUUUGGGUUUUCUGCAGCCAGUAGUUUGACCAGUUAUAGCGGGGAUCAACGUCUCUCGCCUAGUGCGCUGUCCCCCUCGGCGGAAGCGGAAUUAGGCCCCGUCUCGCCAUAUGCAGCUAGCAGGUCACUAAACCCUAGCCCGCGUGGUUCGCUAUCGAGACCGCACCACCAGCGAGGCCUCUCCGAGAACGAACAUCCCCAGAUUCACAGCGUGCGGAAGAUGUCCACGGACAGUAUUCUACACUCACGACAGAAUUCGAUUGGGGGUCGUAUCGUGGGCUCGUACAUCUGCGAAUGCUGCCCCAAGAAGCCGAAGAAGUUCGAUAGCGAAGAGGAGCUGCGUGUCCAUGAGCUCGAGAAGCAAUACACGUGCCAGUUUUGUCCAAACCGUUUCAAGAACAAGAACGAGGCCGAGCGACACCAAAAUUCGCUCCACUUGCGCCGUCACUCUUGGUCGUGCGCCGCGCUUGCAGGCGUCCAUGCGGCCUUUCACCCAUCUUCAACCCACUCUGGCGUGGCUGAUGUGUGCGGAUAUUGCGGUGAGGAAUUCCCAUUACCUCCGAAUUGGGACGCCAGGACCGAGCAUUUGAAUCACGUGCACAAGUUUGGAGAAUGCAAUCAGGCUAAGAAGUUUUUCCGAGCGGACCACUUCCGACAACAUCUGAAGCAUAGCCAUGCUGGGACAAGUGGAAAGUGGACCAACAUGCUCGAGAAUGCGUGCAUGAAGGACGAGCCCCCACCAAAAGAGCGCGUUGGCUCCAUAGGAUCAAUUGUGGGGCAAUCUUCUGCCCCGCUCGCCCCAAAACCAGGCACUAUUAACGAAGUACACGAAGAAUCAUGA